AUGAAGUUCGAAAUCGCUGCCCUCCUCUUGGCCGCUGGACCUCUGGUCCAAGCCAUCGCCGUUGCCGAGCCAAUGGCAAACGCUGAGCCAAAGAAGAGAAUCGGAGCCUGGACUUUCUGCGGUGUCCCAGGUGCCGCCUGCAAGCGUGACGCCGAUGCUGAUGCCAAGAAGCGCAUCGGAGCAUGGACCUUCUGCGGUGUCCCAGGUGCUGCCUGCCACCGUCUGAAGCGAUCCGCCGAUGCCAUCGCCGACGCUUUCGCCGACCCAGAGGCCAAGAAGCGCAUCGGAGCCUGGACCUUCUGCGGUGUCCCAGGCGCUGCCUGCCACAAGGCCCGCCGUGGUCUCCUCGAGACCGGUGAUGUCGCUGAGCGCGCCGUCGCUGACCUUGAGGCCCGUGACGCCGACGCCAAGAAGAAGAAGCGCAUCGGAGCCUGGACCUUCUGCGGUGUCCCAGGCGCCGCCUGCAAGCGUGACGCUGAGGCCGAAGCCAAGAAGAAGCGCAUCGGAGCCUGGACCUUCUGCGGUGUCCCCGGCGCCGCCUGCAAGCGUGAGGCCGAGGCCGAGGCCAAGAAGAAGAGAAUCGGAGCCUGGACCUUCUGCGGUGUCCCCGGCGCCGCCUGCAAGCGUGACGUCGACUCCUCCAACAUCGAGAACAUCGUCCGCUCCAUCAACGAAUACGACCCAAGCCACUUCAAGCGCGAAUGUUUCUCUGCGGGCGGUGAGUGCGCCGCUCUCGUCAAGGCCCACCGAGCUUUCCACGCCAUCAAGCGUGAGUCUGAGCUUCUCUCUUCCCAGCCUUUGAGCCGCCGACAGGAGGAACUCGACGAGGAUGAUGACGAGGAGGUCCAUGCUUUCGUCGACCUUGCUGAGCGUGGCGUCAUUGAUUCUGAGGUCGUCAAGCGAUCUGAGGAGGCUUGCCACGAGACUGAUGGUGACUGCACCAUUGCUGCUGCUUCCCUCUACAGCAUUGAGAACGCCCUUAACGAGGCUAUCAAUGCUCUUGACGAGGAGUAA
This is a messenger RNA of Pseudocercospora fijiensis CIRAD86, 1014 nucleotides long. RefSeq lists its product as uncharacterized. NCBI's taxonomy places the organism in Eukaryota, Fungi, Ascomycota, Dothideomycetes, Mycosphaerellales, Mycosphaerellaceae. Bases 1 to 1014 code for a protein of 337 amino acids. The record is from RefSeq and is a predicted model, not a curated record. The transcript has a single exon.